Molecule: messenger RNA, 1773 nt
Organism: Helicoverpa armigera (cotton bollworm)
Lineage: Eukaryota; Metazoa; Arthropoda; Insecta; Lepidoptera; Noctuidae
Product: odorant receptor 22b
Exons: 9
Coding region: 172-1422 (416 amino acids)
Biological process (GO): sensory perception of smell; detection of chemical stimulus involved in sensory perception of smell
Cellular component (GO): plasma membrane
Molecular function (GO): olfactory receptor activity; odorant binding
Source: RefSeq, a predicted model, not a curated record
UAAGAUGAUCCGAUAAAACUUCAAGUCCACGUCUAAUCAAAAGGGGUUCACGAUAAUCCCCAUACAAUGGAAACGGACCGACAGUUAAUUUUCCAUUCAAUCAGGGGGCAGUACUUAUAUCCAUCAGUAAGGGCAGAGACACUAGACCGUUAUCAAAGGGAAGGUUGAACAAUGGGCUUCGUCAGAAAUUUCUGGAAAAAAUUGACUCACACAAAGGCCCUCGACCAUUCAAGUGGGAGAUUGGAGACAGUUUUCUUUGAGUCUAUCUAUAGGAUUACUUAUGUGGCAGGUAUGUCGUCGUCAGACCAUGAUAUGUUCUACUUGAUAUACAGUAAUACCGUCAAGUUGGCCAUAGUACUGCUAGUAUGUGGAGAAAUAUGGUAUGGUUUCACCGAAGCUUCGGGAUUGGAUGAGGUAGCUGCCUCUAUCAACGUCACGGUCAUACAGUAUAUUGCCAUGUACAGAUUUAUGAACAUGAUGUCACACAAGGACUUUUACAAGAAAUUAGCGACGUCUAUGGAAUCCCCUUAUUUCGAUAUAACAACGGAGGAAAGAAAGAAACUGGUGGACUAUUGGUGGCAGACUAACGAGAGAUAUUUAAAGCUCUUGCUUGCUUUGGGAAACUGCACUCUUGCCUUCUGGUUCAUCUUCCCCCUAGUCGACGAUGUGGACUACAACCUUAUAGUGGGAAUCCGGUUGCCACUUAACUACAAAACCCCAUUCCGCUACCCCUUAGCCUACAUAGUUGUGAUGAUAGCCUUCUUCUAUAUCUCCCACUUUGUGAUGAUUACGGACCUCAAGAUGCAGACACAUCUAUUGCAUCUUCUGUGCCAGUUUACCGUGCUGGUGGAUUGCUUCCAGAAUUUGUUGCGAGAUUGUCGGAUUGGGUUUGAAGAUGUAGCGGAAAACAACUUAGUUUACGAAAAACGUUUUGCAGACAAAUACACAAAGCGACUUGGCGACCUCGUGGAACAACACAAACUUAUUUUGAGCAACACAAUGAAUUUGCGCGACACGCUGAGUAGCCCGAUGUUGGGACAGCUGGUUGCGAGCGGCAUACUCAUUUGUUUCAUCGGUUAUCAGGCCACUACGACUAUAGCAGAAAGUCCUUUUCAAGGACUAAUGAGUGCCUUCUUUUUGGGCUACAAUCUUUUUGGUUUCUACAUAAUUUGCCGCUGGGGUGAAGAGAUAACAAAUCAGAGUGAAAAAAUAGGCGAAGCCAUAUACUGUUCAGGAUGGGAAUGCGGCUUAGCCAAGCUGCCUGGAGUACGGUCUACUAUCAUGUACGUGAUAGCCAGAGCCAACAAACCGCUGGUCCUCACCGCGGGAGGGAUGUACAACCUCUCACUCACCUCUUACACUAGUUUGGUGAAAACGUCCUACAGUGCGUUGACCGUAUUGCUUCAAUUUCGACACGAAUAGAACAGAACACAUGCAUUUGCACUAAGAACGCAUUACGUAGAUUUGGUCAUGCAUUUUAUGGAAUUUCUCAUUACACAUUCUUGUUAGAAUUUAGUAUGAAAGACAUCUGGAAAGAGUAAAAGGGACUGUUUUCGACUUAUGUCUUGUGCAAAUAAACUGGUAGUACUUAAAUCAGGAUUCUAUUUCCUAAGAUGUGCUGGAAUUCAUAACUGUGGACUGAAAAGCAAUAUUUCACACAUACUUAUGUACAUUAGUUGAUUUAGUAGCACAUCCGGCAAAACACUAAUAAGUUAUUAUUUCCUGUGCACAGAAUAGAGUAUAAGCUUGAAUGUCAAAUACUUCAAAUAAAUG